GUUUGAAGGCGCUAAUGGGAUUGGUUGUUGGAGGCCGUCGCAUUUCAGCCAAUAGAAACGCAGCCGCUUUGCCUAUAUGAAAGGCGUUCGGAGACCAGAGCUGUUCAUUUCAACCUACUUCGAUAAACACAGUUGAAAGGCAACAUGAGUGGAAGAGGCAAAACCGGCGGGAAGGCUAGGGCCAAAGCCAAGACUCGCUCCUCCCGCGCUGGCCUGCAGUUCCCCGUGGGCCGUGUGCACAGGCUUCUGCGCAAAGGCAACUAUGCCGAGCGCGUCGGUGCCGGCGCACCCGUCUACUUGGCUGCUGUGCUGGAGUAUCUGACCGCUGAGAUCCUCGAGUUGGCCGGUAACGCCGCUCGCGACAACAAGAAGACUCGUAUUAUCCCUCGUCACCUGCAGCUGGCUGUCCGUAACGACGAGGAGCUAAACAAACUGCUCGGAGGAGUGACUAUCGCUCAGGGUGGCGUGCUGCCCAACAUUCAGGCCGUCCUGCUGCCCAAGAAGACCGAGAAGGCGGCCAAGACCAAGUAAUCUGGUUUUCUCUUUCUCCGAUUUGUGUAUAAACAAAGGCUCUUUUAAGAGCCACCCACAUCAGCGA
Colossoma macropomum (tambaqui) is the source of this 598-nucleotide messenger RNA. RefSeq names its product histone H2A-like. Gene Ontology annotation, cellular component: nucleosome. The coding region runs from base 145 to 531 and encodes 128 amino acids. The record is from RefSeq and is a predicted model, not a curated record. Gene Ontology annotation, molecular function: structural constituent of chromatin; protein heterodimerization activity; DNA binding. The transcript has a single exon. NCBI's taxonomy places the organism in Eukaryota, Metazoa, Chordata, Actinopteri, Characiformes, Serrasalmidae.